AUGUCAAAGCAUCUGGCCCAAGCCCGAAAGGCGGUGGCCAUCACCAAUGAUGUCAAUACUCUUGCUAAUGUCAAAGCAUCUGGCCCAAGCCCGAAAGGCGGUGGCCAUCACGGCCACAACUUCAAUGAUGUCAAUACUCUUGCUAAUGUCAAAGCAUCUGGCCCAAGCCCGAAAGGCGGUGGCCAUCACAGCCACAGCUUCAAUGAUGUCAAUACUCUUGCUUAUGUCAAAGCAUCUGGCCCAAGCCCGAAAGGCGGUGGCCAUCAGGGCCACAGCUUCAAUGAUGUCAAUACUCUUGCUAAUGUCAAAGCAUCUGGCCCAAGCCCGAAAGGCGGUGGCCAUCAGGGCCACAGCUUCAAUGAUGUCAAUACUCUUGCUAAUGUCAAAGCAUCUGGCCCAAGCCCGAAAGGCGGUGGCCAUCAGGGCCACAGCUUCAAUGAUGUCAAUACUCUUGCUAAUGUCAAAGCAUCUGGCCCAAGCCCGAAAGGCGGUGGCCAUCAGGGCCACAGCUUCAAUGAUGUCAAUACUCUUGCUAAUGUCAAAGCAUCUGGCCCAAGCCCGAAAGGCGGUGGCCAUCAGGGCCACAGCUUCAAUGAUGUCAAUACUCUUGCUAAUGUCAAAGCAUCUGGCCCAAGCCCGAAAGGCGGUGGCCAUCAGGGCCACAGCUUCAAUGAUGUCAAUACUCUUGCUAAUGUCAAAGCAUCUGGCCCAAGCCCGAAAGGCGGUGGCCAUCAGGGCCACAGCUUCAAUGAUGUCAAUACUCUUGCUAAUGUCAAAGCAUCUGGCCCAAGCCCGAAAGGCGGUGGCCAUAAGGGAUGUUGUUAAUGAUCCAGCUUUUUAAUGUUUAGACAAUUAUCGCUUUUAACACAGUGAAUAAAGAGCGAUUUUAUUAAUAUGAAACAACUUAUAUUUUUCAUAAAA
This is a messenger RNA of Cucurbita moschata (crookneck pumpkin), 921 nucleotides long. Its product is annotated as cold and drought-regulated protein CORA-like. Lineage: Eukaryota; Viridiplantae; Streptophyta; Magnoliopsida; Cucurbitales; Cucurbitaceae. The record is from RefSeq and is a predicted model, not a curated record. The transcript is spliced from 2 exons. The coding region runs from base 1 to 825 and encodes 274 amino acids. Gene Ontology annotation, biological process: regulation of developmental process; innate immune response.